This is a messenger RNA of Entamoeba nuttalli P19, 807 nucleotides long. Its product is annotated as IBR domain containing protein. The coding region runs from base 1 to 807 and encodes 268 amino acids. The record is from RefSeq and is a predicted model, not a curated record. Gene Ontology annotation, cellular component: cytoplasm; ubiquitin ligase complex. The transcript is spliced from 2 exons. Gene Ontology annotation, molecular function: zinc ion binding; ubiquitin protein ligase activity; ubiquitin conjugating enzyme binding. Gene Ontology annotation, biological process: protein polyubiquitination; ubiquitin-dependent protein catabolic process; positive regulation of proteasomal ubiquitin-dependent protein catabolic process. Lineage: Eukaryota; Evosea; Mastigamoebida; Endamoebidae.
AUGGAAGAUACAAGAACAAUGCUUUAUGAAAUUUAUAAACAAGAAUAUAUUGAAUCAAUACAAAGACUUAUUAAGAGAAAAGAAAAAGAAGAAGAAGAAACAAAAGAAUUAAUGAAAAAAGAACAAAAAGAAAGAGAAGAAGAAAUAGAAAAGAAAGAAUAUACAUGUGAUAUAUGUUAUUCAGAUAUACAAAUUCAAGAUAUGUAUAUAUUUGAUUGUGGACAUAAAUUUUGUUUAGAUUGUUGUUAUGAACAUAUUCAUGAAAAAAUAUUUAAUGGUAUUGUCAAAGUAAGAUGUCCAAAGUCUAUGUGUUGUCAUGACAUAACAUUUGAAGAAAUCUAUCAAAUUAUAAGAAGACAUCAACCAAUAGACCAAGAACUUAUAGAACGAUAUGAACGAUUUAGUAUUCAAGAAUAUUUAAAAAAAGAAAAGAAUUGUAGAUAUUGUCCACGGUGUGGUACAGGUGUAAUAGGAGAUCCAAAUACACCAGAAAUUGAAUGUCAAAAUGAAGAAUGUAAAAAGAAGAAAAUCAAAUUUUGUUUUAAUUGUAAAGAAAUAUGGCAUGAAGGAUUAACAUGUUCACAAUAUCAAGAAUGGAAACGAAUGAAUUGUGAAGCUGAUAAAAGAUUUUUAUCAUGGGCACAAAAAAAUACAAGAAAAUGUCCAAAAUGUAAUGCAACAAUAGAAAAAAAUCGAGGAUGUAAUCAUAUGACAUGUGCUAAUUGUGGGUAUCAGUUUUGUUGGUUAUGUAUGCAAGAAUAUACUUCUUCUCAUUUUAAAAAUGGAAAAUGUAAACAAUACUCAUAA